CGCAGCGCAGCGCUGACUGCAGAGGACGAGCUCAGUUGACUGUGCGGCUGCUGCUGCUGCGCGCUCCGGCGGACGACGCCGACACCCAAACACGUUGCGGCAAAGCAGCCGAGUGGCGCUCACCGUGCUCUCUAAGUGAUGAGUGCGCACGAGAGACGCACGAGUCUCCAGUGAGGUCUGCGUGAUGUCUUUCAAGAAGGAAACACCCCUGGCUAACGCCGUGUUCUGGGCCGCGAGGAAGGGCAACCUGGCCCUGCUUCAGCUGCUGCUCAACAGCGGCCGCGUGGACGCGGACUGCAGAGACGGGUUGGGGAGCACGGCGCUGAUGGUGGCGUCCUACAGCGGCCAUUACGACUGUGUCAAAGAAGUCAUUAUGCAGGGAGCAGACAUCAACUACCAGCGGGAGACGGGUUCUACAGCCCUGUUCUUCGCCUCCCAGCAGGGGCACCACGACAUCGUGAAGCUCCUCCUGGAGUUCGGCGCCUCCACAGACCUGCAGACGAAGGACGGCGGCACAGCCCUGACCGUGGCCUCGCAGCACGGCCACUCCCGCGUGGUGGACGCUCUCCUGAGGAACGGCGCCAAUGUUCACGACCGGCUGAACGACGGCGCCACCUCUCUCUUCCUCGCUGCCCAGGAGGGUCAUUUGAGCGUGAUCCGUCAGCUGCUUUCAUCUGGUGCCAGGGUUAAUCAAGCCAGGGAGGACGGCACUGCCCCCCUGUGGAUGGCAGCUCAGAUGGGUCACGGUGAGGCCGUGAAGGUUCUGCUCCUACGUGGAGCCGAUCGGGACGCCAACAGACAGGACGGAUCAACAGCGAUAUUCAAAGCAGCUUUAAAGGGACACACCAGCGUAGUGGAGGAACUCCUCAAGUUUUCUCCGUCACUAGGACUUCUCAAGAACGGCUCCACGCCGCUUCAUGCUGCUGUUAUGAGUGGAAAUGUGCGAACGGUUCUGCUGCUGCUGGGGGCAAACGCAGACCCCUCACUACCCAACAAGAAUAACGAACUCCCUUCACAGCUCACCAAGAAUGACCGCAUCCUCAAGGUUUUACAUCCAGAUAUCUCAAACUGAGAGAGUUGGCGAGGCUCCUGCCUGCACCACACUGAUGUGAGAGAAAUAUAAGACGCAGUAUCCUAUUCUGUCCAGACGUAAACUGUGCUGUAUCCAGGAUUUGCUGUUGACUGCAGCUGAACCAAAGCUGUCGUAUGUUGAAUAAACUAAGUGGAACCAAAAUGCAGUUGUUUGCCACAUCCAUCAUCUCCUCUAGACUGUCUGAUAUUAUAUACGCGCAAGAUCUCUGUAUAUUUUACUGUUUUGUUUGCCUUUUUUAACAAAAGUAAUAAAAUGUACAUUUUAAAUUAA
Messenger RNA from Betta splendens (Siamese fighting fish), 1363 nucleotides. It is a transcript of the gene ankrd29, whose product is annotated as ankyrin repeat domain 29. Gene Ontology annotation, cellular component: nucleus. Gene Ontology annotation, biological process: positive regulation of transcription by RNA polymerase II. The transcript is spliced from 10 exons. The record is from RefSeq and is a predicted model, not a curated record. Bases 185 to 1072 code for a protein of 295 amino acids. Gene Ontology annotation, molecular function: protein binding; transcription cis-regulatory region binding. Lineage: Eukaryota; Metazoa; Chordata; Actinopteri; Anabantiformes; Osphronemidae.